CGAUUUUUUCAAACGCAACUAUUUCCGGUGAGAAGUAAACAUACUUUUGACAUUGGCCGCCGUGCUUAUAAGAGUUAAAUAUGGUUUCGUUGUCUUUAAACUCGAUAAAACAAGUAAUGAGAGCAAUGGUAGAUAGCCCAGGCUUCGACAGAGUCCUGAACAAGGUGGACAUUUUGUCUGCCAGCCCGGGGAAGGUGGUGUGUGAGAUGAAGGUGGAAGAGGAGCACACUAACCGGUUUGGGACGCUGCACGGCGGGCUGACAGCCACCCUGGUCGACGUCAUCUCCACCGUGGCAAUCAUGUACAGUGACAGGGGAGCACCGGGGGUCAGUGUGGACAUGAACAUAACAUACAUGAAUGCUGCCAAGAUUGGAGAGGACGUACUCAUCACCGCUCAAGUUCUGAAGCAAGGACGGACGUUGGCAUUUGCCACCGUGGACCUCACCAACAAGGCCACAGGGAAGCUCUUAGCACAAGGAAGACACACCAAACACCUCGGUAGCAGCUAAACUGUCUCCACUCUGUGCCUGUCUGUAGAUCACAUGAUCAUGUCACUGUACUGUAACAAUGGACACUUAAGAUGUAUAUUAACCUCUGCCUGUAAAUAGUUUGACUGUGUGUAAAAUGUCGUUUACAGUGCUACAAAUCCUGCGCAUAGCUGGUUACUUAGUGAUGUUUGUUACCGCGGUCACAUAUGACAGUUAUAGAGAAACUAAUCGCUGUAUGGCCAGAGUCAACCUUGACCUCAUCAUAUCAAUGAUUCAUGCACAUGCAAUAAAACAAAUGGACAAGA
Messenger RNA from Thunnus maccoyii (southern bluefin tuna), 793 nucleotides. RefSeq names its product acyl-CoA thioesterase 13 (gene acot13). The record is from RefSeq and is a predicted model, not a curated record. The transcript is spliced from 3 exons. NCBI's taxonomy places the organism in Eukaryota, Metazoa, Chordata, Actinopteri, Scombriformes, Scombridae. The coding region runs from base 81 to 509 and encodes 142 amino acids. Gene Ontology annotation, molecular function: fatty acyl-CoA hydrolase activity.